Messenger RNA from Pestalotiopsis fici W106-1, 186 nucleotides. RefSeq lists its product as uncharacterized. The transcript has a single exon. Lineage: Eukaryota; Fungi; Ascomycota; Sordariomycetes; Amphisphaeriales; Sporocadaceae. Bases 1 to 186 code for a protein of 61 amino acids. The record is from RefSeq and is a predicted model, not a curated record.
AUGAACGGACAGAGCACACGGGGCAGAGGCCGUGGAGGCCGUGGCGGAGGCCGAGGUGGCUUCCAUCCCCAGAACAACACCCAGAGCCAGUGGCCGAUGCAGGACAACACUCAGCAGAGCCAGUUCCCCUACACCAGUCCAAGACUAUUCCGUCAAUGGAUAAUGUUUUGUGAUCUGAUUGAAUGA